Molecule: messenger RNA, 1173 nt
Organism: Fimicolochytrium jonesii
Lineage: Eukaryota; Fungi; Chytridiomycota; Chytridiomycetes; Spizellomycetales; Powellomycetaceae
Exons: 1
Coding region: 325-831 (168 amino acids)
Source: RefSeq, a predicted model, not a curated record
GCGCAACUUACGGCAAACGCAGAACAAAAAGCGAAUCGCCUGGACCCAAUUCCACUCUCAUCAGACCCCGUUUGCAACUCACAACAAACCCCCCCUCUCCUUCGCCCCCCCGCAAACCCACUUGAACGUCAUUGAUACUCUCUCCAAGGGGAACAGUCAACCGCUCCAAAGCACCACACCAGUCGUCCGCUGUCCAGAAUUGUCGACCCACGUUUUACAUACGGAACCUUCCUCACACCUUCAUUCCGAGAACAUAGGAACGCUUGCUUUGUCUUGCCAAAAUAAUACUAUAACACUCGUCCGCUCCUUGCACGUCCGCUCGCAAUGCCGCCCGUAUCCGCCUCACCAGAAUCAGCAACCCCAGCCGACGACUCCACAUCCUUCACAUAUUCACCACCCGGCGUAUCCCCCAUCGUCUCCGACUCACCCAACUUACCCACCUCCACAUCCACCGCCAGCACCAUCCGCUCCUUCAACACCUACUGGGUCCUAAUCCCCGUCGCUAUCUUUGUCUUGUUCCUCAUCAUUGCCCUUCUUUACAAAUACUCGCCCGGGUUCCGCGAAGCAUUUAACCGGCCGAAAGUCACGUCGUCGAAACCAGUCGAGAUUGUGUACAGGGAAGUCGAGCAUGAUGAGCUGCUGAUCACGAGGGUGGAUUCCCCGCGACCUUUGUCUAUGGCGGAGGGCGUCGCGGAGCUCGAGAGGGAGAGGGACAAUACGAUUGUGAGGGAGAUGCGGCGGUAUCCUACGCUGGAGAGUUUAGCGACGGUGUACAUGGCUGAGCCGCCGAGUUAUGCGGCCAGUGAGCUCGAUUCUCCUCGGCCUCAUUGAGUAGAGUUUCUUCGGUUUUAUAGAUUUUGGAGUGUAGAUAGAUUAUUUUCCACUGAUCCUCGCGCUUUAGCCUUUUUUUGAUACCAGCGGGCACUUUUCCGUACAUUAGGACUCUUGAGAUGGUUUAUAUUAUUUUGGAAUAGUUUAGCUUCGUUUCUGAUAUACCUUGAUGACAUUGAAUUGUAUUCUGCAGGUGUGUCCUCUGCAUCUCCCAUCGUUGGGCAAAAUAUGAGCAUCCAAGCUUCCGUUUUUGGAAAGGACAUCAACUAUUCUCCGUAUCAGCAAAACAACUGGACAUGCAUACCUGGCCACAUGAAAAGUUUGAGUAUAAAUCUUUAGUAA